AAAGAUCCCAAUAGAGGCUACAGUACAUUUGCGGCACACUUGGAAGGAAGUUGAAGAAAUCAAUGGCGGAAGCUCAGCUUUUGGACGAUUCUGCCCUUGUCAAAGCCCUUGAUGAUGCCAUCUCCAAAUACAAGAUAAUGCAUAUUCAAGGUGACAAUGGUUCUCUUAAGGAAGAAAGAAUCACAAAAGAGACAGAAGAAAGAGGACCUGAUGUCUCUGAUCAAUCUAAUGAAAUUAAAAGUGCAUACAUGAAGACAGGUGAUAACAUCACCAACGAACCAAAGAACACAACACAUACAGGAGAGGCUGCGGAUUCUUCAGUAACUGAAAAUUGUACUUCAGAAGUCGUUGAGCAACUUGUGAGCCCUUCAAAUCGUGAUCAGGUAGAUGUUGCUUAUGAUGAUGUAGAAAGUGCCGAACAUUAUAACAAUUUACUCAACCAAUAUAAUGCUAUUGAGGAACAAAGGCAAAAAGUAUUAGAACAGCUUUACCAAUAUGGCAAUUGGGACUAUCAAGGUUAUGGUUAUGAUUAUGGUGCUGCUUAUGAUUCUCAAUACAAUACUGUGCCUGCACCCCAAACUUCUGAACCGCCUGUAUGCUCUUGCCGUCCUUAUGUAUACCCGACUGCACAACACACCUCAUCGGCAGCAGUUCCAUCCGGUGAAACUUGUGCUGGUAGCACAUCAUUUACUCAUAAUGGAAACUCAAUUUCUUUAGAAGAUAAUGCUUUUAUUAAAGAAGCAAUGGGAGCUGUAGAGAAAGCUAUUCGAUCAGCUACCAAAGAAUCUUCUGGUAUACCUGAUCUAGGCCAAGAGGGAAAGAAAGGCCAAGAAGUAGAUGCAGGUUCAAGAGACGUGGGGCAACACAAGACAUCUGAAACGGAUCUUUCAGUAGUAUUGAAUGCUUGGUUUUCUGCGGGUUUCUACACUGGCAAGUAUCUUUCAGAGCAGGCAUCAGCAAAGAAUUGAUGUUCUCCCGAAAUAUAAAUCCUGGUUCAGGAUCUUCUUUGGUAUUAUACACGAAUCUUGCAUAAUUUAAGAAAGAUGAUACCCCCAGUCCCCAGCUACAUCAGAGGGGCAAUUUUGAGGGAAAUGGUUGGAACACUUUGUGUACAUUGAUGUUUAAGGUUGAAGUUUUAUUCCCUUAACUUUCGGCUUUAGUUCUUCAAAAAAAGGAGGCGAUAUUGAGUUAUGAUAUAUAAGGAUGUAUUACUAGAUGAUAUGGACAAAUUGUGUAUACAAUCUCAAAGGUUUAUAUCACACUCCGCUAGCUGCCCUAGUAGCAUUCAGAGUA
Messenger RNA from Erigeron canadensis, 1293 nucleotides. RefSeq lists its product as uncharacterized. The transcript has 5 exons. NCBI's taxonomy places the organism in Eukaryota, Viridiplantae, Streptophyta, Magnoliopsida, Asterales, Asteraceae. The record is from RefSeq and is a predicted model, not a curated record. Bases 63 to 968 code for a protein of 301 amino acids.